AUGGCUGUGGGUGUGACGAUGCAGGAGGACUCAGGUAGUCUUCAGCACAGCCUCAGUGUUCUGGACCGGCUGCUGCUCACACACUCCAUCUGGCUGCAGCUGUCAAUCAAUACAGACUCCACCCUCCACAUCCUACAGAGAGAGCCAGUGGGGACGUUCCUGGUGUGUAAGUGUGCGUCCACCCAGAGGAAGACUCUGUGUGUGAAAGUGCAGGAGGACAAUGCUUCCUCAUCGGUCAGAGAGUACCCAAUCAGAGAGGAGGAUUCCACUUUCUCUUUAGUGAGUUCUGCGCUGAGUUUUCCUGACCUCUGUAGACUGGUGGCUUUUUAUUGCGUUAGCAGAGAUGUGUUGCCUUUUCCACUAGAGCUCCCGGAGGCCAUCGCACAGGCUUCCACCCACUCACAUCUAGAGACUAUCUCACACCUGGGAUUGGAGUUCUGGAGUUCCCAGGCUUGUCCUAAUACACCCAAUGGCCCACCUCAGCAAGAUCCUUCCGGCCCGACCGGUUCCAGCAAGGGGAACUCUUGCCGCCCCGCGGGCUCUCGACGGAGCGGGAAGGGUUCUCCGUGUUUCAUCAACCCCCUCUUCCUGCAGCAGCAGCCUCCCAGCCGCGGGGCCACGCACAAGCGCCAUCGCUUCAAACGCAGUUUAAGGGUGCGGGUCUCCAUGGAGACCUCCCUCAGCUUGUCUUCUGGGCCUUCCUCGCCUGCUCCAGAAGGCCUUAGGCCAGGACGGAAGACCACUGGGGUAGGACUCCUCAAACGGACCCCUGCCCUCUCCCCCACCUCAGAGGAAGAGGAUGAUCAGAUGCCUGAAAAUCUGCCUCUGGUAUCAGCACCCGAAGAUGAGGAGGUGAAGGAGGAGUCCUGCAGCGUUGAGGAGGCCUGCACGGCUCUCGAGAAGAGGCGCGCCCCGUCUCUGGCCGAACUGGACAGCAACAGCUCCUUCAGCAGUCUGGAGGAGGAGGCGCAGGAGGAGGUUCAGCCGGCCGUGUCUCGGGCGUCUCUCACGCGCGGAGCCAGUUCCCCGGCGGGCCCGGCGUCCUCCCUGCGCAGGAUGAGCUCGGCGUUCGUUUGUUUUUUCGCCCCGGAGCGGCGCGUGGCGCGUCUGGUGGAGGACCUGGCCAGGGAUCGGCGAUCCGCCUUCGGCUCGCUGGUGCAGGAUUUCCUCCGGCAGCAGAGGGAGGAGAUGAAAGCCCAGUCGUGGAGCUCCGCCGUAGGGCUCCUUCAGGGCCUGAGGCUCUUCCUCUCCCAAGCCAAGAGACUCCUGCUGGAGUCGGGGGAGAUGGAGCCCCCCAUUGAGACACUGGUGCCCGAGAACGAGAAAGAUCUGGCCUUAGAGAAAGCCCUGUUUGGCUGCGUGUUAAAGCCUUUGAAGGGCCAACUGGACCAGACUCUCCUUUCUCUGCACACGCUCGACGGCUCCCUGCAGCGCGUCAGUGACAGUCUGCAGGCCUGCCAGGAGGGGGCGCAAGAGCGCCUGGGUGUUCGUGUAGGCAUCCUGGACGCACAGGGCAUAGAGAGAGCCAAGAAGAAGCUGACGCUAAUGCAGCGCAUUCACUCCCCCAUCGACAAAGUCCUGCUUCUUCUGCAGGUGUGCAAGAGUGUCUACAAGGCAAUGGGAAAGAACCCUGAUCAGGAAGUAGGCUCAGAGGAUUUCCUGCCAGCGUUAUCCUACGCCAUCGUUAAAUGUAACGUCCCAAGGCUCCUGUUGGAGGUGGAGUACAUGAUGGAACUGCUGGAGCAGUCAUGGCUGACUGGGGAGGGAGGAUAUUAUUUGACGAGCGUCUACGCAAGCCUGUGUCUGAUCCAGAAUCGGCCUGAAGCCCCACCCUCUAGUACGCUGACAAGAGACGUGCAGGAGAGCCUGAGAGAGUGGAGUCAACGUCGGGGCCAGGAGGCCAAGACUCAAAAAGAAGCCCAACAGAGCCAGAGGUUUGUGCGUGUAUUAUUCCAGGACGGCGAUCGCACUGCCAUUCGGACUCUGCAGUGGAAGGCGGGAGAGAACGCUGAAACAUUUACUUGUUCCUGCGCGGCGAUGUUCGGCGUGACCCACCCAGAACACUACAGCUUAUUCUGGCGUAACGAUGGUGAAAUGAGACCCCUCCCACCUCAUGCCACGCCCCAGGACCUGGCCAAUCACAGUGAGGGCGCCACCUCCCUCUCCUACCUGCGUUCUGACCACGACUUCAGCAAGAUGCGUAGGCUGACCAGAGGGGGCGCCGUAGACCUGGGAGAAUCUGUGUGUGAGGAGUAA
Chanos chanos (milkfish) is the source of this 2256-nucleotide messenger RNA. RefSeq names its product Ras and Rab interactor 1b (gene rin1b). Bases 1 to 2256 code for a protein of 751 amino acids. Lineage: Eukaryota; Metazoa; Chordata; Actinopteri; Gonorynchiformes; Chanidae. Gene Ontology annotation, molecular function: small GTPase binding; guanyl-nucleotide exchange factor activity. Gene Ontology annotation, cellular component: endocytic vesicle; cytosol. The record is from RefSeq and is a predicted model, not a curated record. The transcript is spliced from 11 exons. Gene Ontology annotation, biological process: vesicle-mediated transport.